CAGCAAAAUGACCAUAUUCUCAUCUUUUAAUGCGUCAUCGUCAUGAUUCAGUUCCAAAACAAUUGUUCACCGAGGAGCUCAUUGCGCCAAAUUCCAACUUCUUGCUGUGCCCUGAACGUCCCUCGAGAAUGGCGAACUUUUUUCAUUGCCGUGAAUGCAUCAUUGCGAAAUCCUCCCCGUUCAACUAAAAGUGAAACCAAACUUGAAGCCGACUGUACGAAUGGCCGGUCCGGAAGUGCAGGUGUUGCUGGAGGAGUGCCUCAGGUCAGCAAGAGCAGAACCCUCCACUGACAGGCAGAACUACUGCAGCUUGAGAGACUCGCUGUGUGCCGAGUUGGCCUCUCUACUGCAGGAGGCCAUGGAAAUGAUGUGGCCCUUUGUCCCUGAGAAGUGGCAGUACAAGCAGUCCAUCGGUGCCGACGACAAGACCAAUCUUAGUGACCUCAUCAGCCAGCAUUUAUCUCAGCUUCUGAACCUCCUCCAUGCCUCCAUUGUGGCAAAGGAGGCACACGCGGCGCUCGCUGUGAUUUUUCUGGUUGACCGCUUCUUCUACUGGACCGAUGAGUCUGGCCGAUUGUUAGAAAUCACCAAGCUGCUUCACAAACGCUACCCAGACGCCCCCGUGGCCCCUCAGCUGGUCAUACGGCGGGCGCGGGUCUACCUCAACUCAGGCAAACUACAGAAGGCUGAAUCCAUAUUGAGCCAUCUUAUCAUCAAUAGUGGAGCCACAGGAUGCUGGAUUUACCGCACUGAAAGCGACCGUGCUCUGGUACAGGCCGUUUGUCUGCAGGUGCGCGGGAUGGUUUUGCAAAAGCUUGGCCUGUGGCUGGAGGCCGCCCUGCUCGUCUGGGCUUCUCUGGUCGGUUACUACGCUCUCCCUCAGCCGGAUAAGAAGGGCAUUGGGACCUCGCUCGGCAUCCUCUCGAACAUUCUGUUGUUCAUGAGUGAUGAGGACUUCACUGCUUUCAAGGCCAACCCACACAAUGACUUAUCUUCACUUGGCGAUGCGAGUCAUCGUCUCCUGUCAGCAGCCGAGGCAGCCAAAAUGGCGGUGGUAUACAGCCAGUACACGUCGCUCUAUGUGCUGACCAAUGUGACAACGCAAGGCACCUGUUUGUUGUCGUACAGUUUCUCUGCGGCGUGUCCCCCCACAGAGAGAGAACACUUCCUCCUGCAGGCCAAAGAGGCAUUUGAGAUCGGUCUCCUCACGAAAACAGAUGGUACUGCGGUCACCAGCAAGCAGGAGCUCCACACCUUCAUUAAGGCUGCUUAUUCGCUAGUCGUCACUCACAAAUGGCUCAGCGGGCCCUCAGAGGUCGUGAAGCAGGCAUCCCAAGCCUGCCAAGUGGCUUUGGCUCAUUUUUACCACUACUGCCACACGGAUGCCCAGGACAGAGGCGGCUUCUAUGCUGAAAUCAUGCGCCUGAUCGCUCAAGUCAAACAAGGGUUUCAAGUUGAGCCUUUCCUCAAUUCUGACAGCCGCUCUUUCAUACCCAACAGCUACAGGAACAUCAGUGACACAUUGGUUGGUUUCACUUUGGAAGCCUUCUUUGAGCUGUUGCAGGGAUUUCACAAGUAUCACGUGUCACUGUGCGAGACAAUCGAAACCAAGUGUAACUUCGGGAAAGAGGAAGUGGAUGGAGCAGGGAUGUGCAUGUCUGCGCUAGAGACAACUGUAGAUGCACUCAAUACUGAAUGCAUGACAGAGGCCUGCAAGCCUUCAAAAGAAGAUGCUCCUCGACCACCUGAGAGUGGAAGCGUAGAUGACCUCAGCUCUUCAUGGAAGAAGCUCUCCUUGACAAGUAUUGGUACCUACUCAGGAAGGGCCGCAGCUGGACCCAAUAACGUUGGCUAUCCUACUUUGCCGAGAUUGGGAAGACCUACCGCCUCCCUAAACUCAAGUCAUGGUUCUGACGGGUUUGAAGUGAUAGAAGCUGAUAUACCGACAGUUGACUCUGAUGUCCUCGAUGAUGACCGUGAGCCAGCAGAUGAAGCGCUGCUGUCCUUACUCCAGUUUGAACUAAGCUCUCUGAGCAACAGUUUUGGUUCCAAGUCGUCAUGGGAAAACAUCUCAGCAAGUCCAAGAUCCCGGAGUGCAGCAAGCACCCGCCAAAGCAGUAAAUUAUCAAAAUCCAGUGGAAGCUUCGUUCUCCUGAGAACACAAGAUUUCGAUAACAGUGAUUUGGAGCAUGACCCUGCUCCUGAUUUGGAAUAUCUGGGUAUGCCCAAAUGUCUGGAAAUCCCAAAUGUAGCAAAUUCAGAAGUGUGUAGCAGCACUGAACCCUCCACAGAAGACUUACAUGGGACACCAGAGGAGUUUGUGGUUGGCUUUGAAAGUUUGAACCCUUGGUGCCACAGCUGCCUGAAGCAAAACACCUUUACUUGUGUUGCUCCAGAAGGCAAGUAUUCCUUGUCUCAGGAGGACUACCACAGCCUCCUGGCUGGGGUUUGCCAUGAGUGUCUGCUGAGUAGAUUGCAAAGCGACAAGAGGAAGUUCAAACUGGACCGAUACAGCACGGCCCACAAUGCUCUUCAUUUGAAGUUCUCCAAAACAACAGGACUGUGGACAGCAAGGGAGACCUGUGUAUACGUUGGCCAGUCAAUGAAUUUGAACGGAACUCAGAGAACCGCCAUCUGCGUCCAGUUCUUGCACCAGGAGGAGAGGCUAAGCAGUUACAUCGGGAAGGAUUACCUUAAGCCGAAGCAGAUCCAGUUUCACCUUAGAGACGUGGAGAGACAGAUGACGGCCCAGUAUUACGUGACAGAGUUCAACAAGCGCCUCUACGACAAGGAGGUCAUGGCCCAGAUGUUCUUUCUGCCGUCAGAGGCACUGUUGAUUUUGGAAGGAGAUGAGAUAGCGGGCUGCAUCACGGUGGAGCCUUACAUGCUUGGCAAGUUUGUCAAACUCACCAACAACGUGCAAAAGAAGAACGAUAAGCUCAUGGCGACGAAUUAUGGCCUUGCUUUUGGACAUUUCACCUACCUUCACUCCAACUGCCAGGAAGUCGUGGUGGACUUGCAAGGGUGGGUGACCGCCAACGGUAAAGGGCUGACUUAUCUUACUGACCCACAGAUCCACUCCACCAGAACCUCCCGAGGCCCAUCCAACCACGCCCAGAGUGGCAUCACUUCUUUCCUGCGGCUACAACACGGACCAGAGUGCAACAGUGUGUGCCAGCUGCUCAACCUGCAACCACUGCCUCAACAGUGAUAGUUAAACAUGUGCAUUAAAUAAUAAAUGUAUUCAAAAGUCUCCUAUCAGUGACAGGUGGUGGGUCUACAUACCUACUCAGUGGCCUAGUGGUUAGAGUGUCCACCCUGAGAUCGGUAGGUUGUGAGUUCAAACCCCGGCCGGGUCAUACCAAAGACUAUAAAAAUGGGACUCAUUACUUCCCUGCUUGGCACUCAGCAUCAAGGGUUGGAAUUGGGGGUUAAAUCACCAAAAAUGAUUCCCGGGCGCGGCACCGCUGCUGCCCACUGCUCCCCUCACCUCCCAGGGGGUGAACAAGGGGAUGGGUCAAAUGCAGAGGACAAAUUUCACCACACCUAGUGUGUGUGCGUGUGUGUGUGACAAUCAUUGGUACUUUAACUAACUUUAACAUAAGCAAAUAACUGCUUUUAAAUGUUGCUACUCAGCUGUUGGUGUAAAACUCAUGUUAUAUACAUACACACAACAAGUUGUACAAUGAACUCACCAGUGUAAUGCUACAGAACAUCCAUCACGGGGGUGCUGGAGCCUAUCCCAGAGUGAUUGCCAAACUGUGGUACGCAGGCUUCAUCUUAAUGAAUACUUAGGCGUACUACGCUACAGUAUUUUAAUGUUGGUCAUUAUGGUGGUACUUGGAGAGCCAAGUGUUUUCUGAGGUGGUAAUUGGUGAAAAAAGUUCAAGAACCGCUGCUUUAGAGGUAUGUUUUCUGUCCACUUUCUAAUGCGCUCUAAAUAAUUAAAAAAGUUACAAAAAUAAUUUCUUAUAUUUACUGAUCAAAUUUAGGAAGAACCAGCCUGCCUCCAUAGCAACAUCCCAUCCUCUUCACCGUUUGGAGCAUUUACAGUAAAUAUUUAUUGUGCUUUUGCUCCGUGUUGCAAUCAAUAACCACACCGAAUAAUUCAUCUUGGUAGUACUAGAAAUAACAAAUUAAUCCAAUGUCAGGUUAUUUGAAAUUAUGAUCAGUAGUCAUGCACUUUAUUUGGGGGGUUUAUGUGUAUGUUUAUGCCAUGUCUGUUUGUGUUAUGUUAUUUAUGACUAAAUUUGACAAUGGAAAUUAUUUUUUUGUACAGGCAGAAAUACGAGUCUGACGGGUUUUGACUGUGCUGAAGUCACCUGACACCAAAGUCGCAUCGUAUUUUUGUGACUGACAAAAGGGGGCAUGACAUGCAUAUUCUGCGAAUGACAUACACGACACACGCUAGUCAGGUGAUUUCUUUAUCUGUGAUGACUUCAAGGUAAUUCUGCCAAACCUCCUGCGGAUCAUGUGAUUGUUUUCAUAACCAAUCAAAUAGAAACAAGACCAGGUGUUGUUCCUCACCUGUUUCAAUAUGGAUUAGGAUUAAAUAAAUAAAUAUAUGUGUAUAGUUGUUGUUAAAAGGUGUGCAUGACAGGUGUCCACAUCAUGACUGUGAUUGUUGAGGUUUGUUGCAACAUCGUGCUUUAUUAGCUUCACAUGACCCACUGACCUUUGAAGCCUAC
Molecule: messenger RNA, 4688 nt
Organism: Nerophis lumbriciformis (worm pipefish)
Lineage: Eukaryota; Metazoa; Chordata; Actinopteri; Syngnathiformes; Syngnathidae
Gene: alpk1
Product: alpha-kinase 1
Biological process (GO): protein phosphorylation; innate immune response; cytoplasmic pattern recognition receptor signaling pathway
Cellular component (GO): cilium
Molecular function (GO): monosaccharide binding; ATP binding; protein serine/threonine kinase activity
Source: RefSeq, a predicted model, not a curated record